Ambispora gerdemannii is the source of this 1830-nucleotide messenger RNA. Lineage: Eukaryota; Fungi; Glomeromycota; Glomeromycetes; Archaeosporales; Ambisporaceae. The record is from the annotation of a GenBank genome assembly.
AUGACUUCUGAAAAUACACAUUCGAGCGAAAGCUCUCCCCAUAACAAUGCUAUUAGUACGUCAAGGCUCUUUUGGACGGCCUUUCUUCUAUUAACUUCCUCGUUGUAUCUUUAUGUUGCAAUAAAAGACUACCAAAAUUGGCGACGUUUGCGUGAUGCAUUUUUUACAAAAAAUAAAAAAAAUGCAACAAAUUCACAAAAAAUCAUACCACAACAACAAAACCCUCUUGUCUUUGUUCCAUUUAUUCCCUUCGCAUUUGUAUAUUUACUUCUAAGACUUGCUUGGGAUGCCUUUAGACUAUUUGUAUUUUACUCGCUUGAUAGCGCAGAAGCAGGUGUAUACUAUUUGAUUGAUUUUAUUAAAUGGGGUGCUACAACGAUGCCGAAGUUUGUAUCGGCGGUUCGCUCGGGGUUUUGUUCUCACAUUAAAACACCGUUUCUCCGAUUCGCGAAUGCGUCCAUUGAUUGGAUGCAAGUAUACGUGUGGCCUGUUAUCAAACAUUAUAGCAUUGUUACUUAUCGAAUUUCUGUUGAUGCGGCCGAGAAAGGAAAAGCAUUAGCAAAAGAUUUUUACGAGAGCAGUGUAGAGUUGUCAAAAGUAGGCUGGAGAGAAGUUGGAUACCCGAUUUGUAUGUUCUUGGUUCGACUUUUCGAUGCAUUGGUUGUUGAGCCAGUGGAUUGGAUUAUUCCGAGAGCAAUUUACCUUCAACGAAUUAUGUGGCAUUGUGCGUGUUUUCUUGCCAGAGAUUUGUCGGAAGAUUUCAGAGAUCUUUGUGUUUUUACAUGGAAAAUCGCAACCACUGCUUGGAUUAAUAUAUUGGAGCCUACUGCUCUAUUUGUCGAAAAAUUGAUAACCGCUUCGUAUCAAAAAGCAAUAUCAAACGGAAAAUUGCUGGCAAUCUUUUUGUAUGAACAAUUAAUCCUUGCUGGCAUUUGUGAAGUGACUUGGUUUUUCUUGGGAAUUUUACAAGAUCCGAUUAUUCGCUCAACUGUCAAAAAGGUUUACUUGUUUAUUUAUGAGGGAACCAUUCUCUCCCGCAUUAAACAAAAGAUUGAUAUUCUUAUCCCAGAAAUCGGAGAGAAUGUUAGAAGAUCAAUUCUUGGCACGAUCGAAGGAAUUUCUCGUACAUGUGUCGAUGUAUAUAUUCUUUCGGUAUGCGCAAAAGAUAUUGUUGCUCCCAUUUUACAUGCUAUUCCUAUAAUUCACGCGGAUCUAAAGCGGAUUUUCACGAGUGCGUAUUACUUGGUUCGACGAACUUUAACGGAAACACUCCAAAGUUUAUGGGCCGUCUUUGCACCAUUAAUACGUCCUGUCAUUACACUUCUUGGUAUUUUCUAUACUACUGUGAUCCUUGUCGCGAUUUUAGUCGCGAUCCGAACGGUAAAAGCCAUAUUUGCAUGGAGUGUAAUAGCACUCGCGUAUCUUUGGCACCGGUCCGAAAUAAUAUCUGGCAUGAUAUCCAGCACAUUGAUCCUGUUUUGUCAAUCAAUCCGUCCUUACCUCACCACUUUUACAAAUACUUUGACAAAGGUCUCAACGUCCGUCUUCGCCAGUCUUUCAGAGGCUUGGGCUUUAUAUUUCCCUUAUGUCAUUGAAAAUGUCACGAAAUUUCUCGCGGUUCAGAUUCAAGCAAUCCGAGCUUUCGGAUAUGAAGCUUAUGCUCGGUAUCUUCCGCUGAUGAUUGAUUUCAAGGAACGUGUCGUACUGGCUGCAGAUCAGGCAGUUGUUAUGAUUGGCCAAACGAUGAUGGAGUGGACAAAGAAAGAAAAAGAAUUAAGGGUGUCGAUUUACAUGAAUAACGUCAAUUACGUAAAUAGUGACAGUAAUUGA